AUGAUGAUGGCCAACCAGUCGCAGUGUAAUGAAGUCAAUUGCACUAACUGUACUCUGGAUUUCACCAUCCACCAGGGCCUGUUUUCAGCAGUCUACAUCAUUAUACUUAUCAUCAGUCUUCCCACCAGCCUCCUGUCGCUGUUCCACAGCUACCUGCAGAUCAAGCAGGGCAACGAACUGGGGGUCUACCUCUGCAACUUGACCAUCUCUGACCUGCUGCACCUCGCUUGCUUGCCCCUAUGGAUUCAGUACCUACUGAACGGAGAUAACUGGGUACAUGGUGAGGUUCUCUGCAGGCUCACCGGUCUCAUCCUCUAUGAGAACAUCUACGUCAGCAUCGCCUUUCUCUGCUGCAUCUCCAUGGAUCGCUACCUCGCGGUGGUCUACCCUUUGCGGUUCUAUUCUUUUCGAACUGUGAAGGCCGCCCUUCUGGUCAGUGUCCUGGUCUGGAGUAAGGAGAUUGGAAUGAGCCUUUUCAUCCUCAACCACAAUGAGACAGUGAUGGAUCAGAACAACCAUUUGCUCUGCUUCGAGCAUUAUCCCCUUCAAAGAUGGCAGAAGAUUGUCAAUUAUUAUCGUUUCUCAGUUGGCUUCCUUCUCCCCAUUAUUGUGUUGUCCUUCUCUUACCACAGGGUGUUGGCAUCAAUAAACAAGAGUGACAGCGUUCAACAGGAUCAGAAGCUGAGGAUCAAAAGGUUAGUCUUGAGCGGCAUUGUGAUUUUCUGCGUUUGUUUUGUUCCCUAUCACAUACUCCUGCUGACCCGAACUCUGCUCGAGACGGACUGCACCUCCGUGAAGACCUUGUUCCACUACUACCACUUUGGGCUGCUGCUCACCAGUCUGAAUUGUGUUGCCGACCCCGUCCUCUACACCUUCAUCUCCGAGAGCACGCGCAGCUUCCUGAUGAGGCUCCUCGAGCCCGUGGUGAAUCUCUUUCAAGCACGAGACACAGGGCGGGUCGACCCACCGGGAUGCUGCGUCAUUCCUCCAGCCACGGUGAGCGUUACCUCAAGGGCCAGUAUUCUCUUGACAUCUGUAAGAACAGAGACCCGGAAUGAAUGCUGAGCCUACCGCGGCAGUACAGGCACUAUCUGGGAGACCUACUUUCGAGUGAGAUCCGAUGGACAUGAACUCAUUUGGGGAUCUGUGUGAAAAGCUGGGGAGAACAUCCCUGUCCUCGCCUGAACCUGCGAUUCAGAUUUGGAUUUAUUUAUCAGGUGUACAUUAAAACAUGUUUAAAAAAGUG
Molecule: messenger RNA, 1246 nt
Organism: Hypanus sabinus (Atlantic stingray)
Lineage: Eukaryota; Metazoa; Chordata; Chondrichthyes; Myliobatiformes; Dasyatidae
Product: ovarian cancer G-protein coupled receptor 1-like
Exons: 1
Coding region: 1-1065 (354 amino acids)
Biological process (GO): G protein-coupled receptor signaling pathway; cellular response to pH
Cellular component (GO): membrane
Molecular function (GO): G protein-coupled receptor activity
Source: RefSeq, a predicted model, not a curated record